AUGAGCGAGCCACUACCUUCCUCUUUCGAUGACAACCCUCAGUUCCAAGAAGAGACUUCGCUGCAGAAGUUCCGCAGGCGGCUCAAGCAAGAGCCGCUGAUUCCGCUCGGAUGUGCGGCUACCUGCUACGCCCUCUACCGGGCCUACCGAUCCAUGAAGGCGGGCGACUCUCUUGAAAUGAACAAAAUGUUCCGUGCCCGUAUCUACGCCCAGUUCUUCACCCUGAUCGCGGUGGUUGCUGGAGGCAUGUACUACAAGACCGAGCGACAGCAGCGCAAGGAAUUCGAACAGGUUGUGGAGGCACGCAAGAGCCAGGAGAAGCGGGAUGCUUGGCUGCGGGAACUGGAGAUCCGAGACCAGGAGGACAAGGAUUGGCGGGAGCGCCAUGCCGCCAUCGAGGCUGCUGCCAAGGAUGCGGGCAAGAGAAAGGCCACUGCGGAGCAGGACGCUGCUCGUUCGGCCCUCGAGCCCUCCGAGGAGAAGUCCAUCGGUGUUCUGAGUGCUGUUAUGGAGCUCUUGUCGCGGCAGAAGUGAAGUCGCCAAAGGGGGGACGUUUUCUGAUUGAUUCUCGCCAUUCCGUCUGGGUAUCAUAUCUUAUUGUACAUACAUACAUUCACACUUUUUUGAAGGAAAAUGCACACUCUCCGCUAGCUACUCGUCCCU
Messenger RNA from Aspergillus japonicus CBS 114.51, 663 nucleotides. RefSeq names its product respiratory supercomplex assembly factor RCF1 (gene rcf1). Bases 1 to 534 code for a protein of 177 amino acids. The record is from RefSeq and is a predicted model, not a curated record. Gene Ontology annotation, cellular component: mitochondrion. Gene Ontology annotation, biological process: mitochondrial respirasome assembly. NCBI's taxonomy places the organism in Eukaryota, Fungi, Ascomycota, Eurotiomycetes, Eurotiales, Aspergillaceae. The transcript has 3 exons.